AUGGACGGUGACCCUGGCGUUGAGUCGGAGGUCGACUCAUUCAGUCUCGUGCUGCCUCUCCCUUUCCGGGUUGCCAUCAUUCUGGUGCUGGGAGUAUGGGCCUGGGGUCUGAAUCUGCACUAUCUCUACCUACUCAGGAUUGAUGUUCCGGCGCUCAUUCGUUACCCGCAACGUCCUACUCAGCACCACACGUCGCACCACCACUCGACGUAUCGUUUGGCGACCUUCGUCACCGUCCCAUUAGCUGCGUCUCUUCUGCUCUUCUGGAUCAUUACCCACGGCAGUCGAGCCAAAGUCUUGGGCUGUCAGUGGAUACCGCAGCUUUACCUAAUCUUCCUCGUAGGGAGCAUUGCCAUUCCUUUGCAUCGCCUCUCUCGAUCAGGUCGAUCACGAUUCGUGGAGACUCUGAAGCGCAUAAGCAUCGGCAGAAUCGCUGAGGCACAAGAUGGGAAAUUCGGCGAUAUUCUGCUCGCAGAUGCGCUCACGAGUUACGCAAAAGUCCUCGGGGAUUGGUUCGUCUCGACAUGUAUGAUGCUGUCCUGGAAGACCGUCAGCACGGCGAAGCCCAAUCGAGGCUGCGGAGGCGCCUAUAUCGUGCCCAUCAUAAUCAGUAUACCGAGCAUAAUUCGACUGCGUCAGUGUCUGAUCGAGUAUUCACGAGUUCGUCGCAACCCUUCAGCGGGAUCCGGAUGGGGCGGGCAGCAUCUUGCCAAUGCUCUCAAGUACUCAACGGCGUUCCCUGUGAUCUUCCUGAGCGCUUUGCAACGUGGAUACGACCCUAAGACCUUUUACAUGACCGAGGCAAGCCUUUUCAGAUUAUGGCUGGCUGCUGUCUUCAUCAACUCGUUCUAUUCGUUCUACUGGGACGUCGCUAAGGAUUGGGACCUGAGCUUGUUCUCGUCCUCACGCGAACGUAAUGAUCCGGAAUACCCUUAUGGACUUCGACGACACCGCUACUUCCUUUCAAACAAGAUGUAUUAUUGGGCCAUCGGCAUAGAUUUCUGUUUGCGUUGUACUUGGAGUUUCAAGCUAUCGCCUCAUCUGGACCACUUCAAUGAUCUGGAGGGCGGCAUAUUCCUCAUGGAGUUCCUUGAGGUGUGGCGACGCUGGAUGUGGAUUUUCUUCCGGGUCGAAACAGAGUGGGUCAGAACGACCCGUGGUCCGGCGCCAGACGAUGUUCUGCUCGGCGAUUUUGGAAAGAUAGAUGAUGAUUGA
Molecule: messenger RNA, 1215 nt
Organism: Cyphellophora attinorum
Lineage: Eukaryota; Fungi; Ascomycota; Eurotiomycetes; Chaetothyriales; Cyphellophoraceae
Exons: 4
Coding region: 1-1215 (404 amino acids)
Cellular component (GO): cytoplasm; membrane
Source: RefSeq, a predicted model, not a curated record